Molecule: messenger RNA, 841 nt
Organism: Hibiscus syriacus
Lineage: Eukaryota; Viridiplantae; Streptophyta; Magnoliopsida; Malvales; Malvaceae
Product: phosphatidylinositol transfer protein 3-like
Exons: 7
Coding region: 36-806 (256 amino acids)
Source: RefSeq, a predicted model, not a curated record
UUAGACAACAACUCAGUGAGUUGAGAAGUGUGACGAUGAUGAUGAUGAAUUCAGACAGUUGCAGCAACCAAAACAAAGAAGAAGAAGAAGAAGACAGCUCGGAAAACAAAGAGAUUGAGAAAAUCAAAAUUAGUCUUAUGAGAACCAUUGUUGAAACACAAGAUCCUUCUUCCAAGGAAGUAGACGAUUUGACACUCCGAAGAUUUCUACGAGCUCGUGAUUUAGAUGUGGAGAAAGCGUCGUCCAUGUUCCUAAAGUAUCUUAAAUGGAGACGAGGCUUUGUUCCCAACGGUUUCAUCUCUCCGUCAGAACUCGAAAAUGAAAUCCGACAGAACAAGAUGUUCUUGCAAGGUUUGGACAAGAAAGGACGACCCGUCGGUGUUCUUCUUGCCGGAAGACAUUUUCAACAUAAAGGCGGCGUCGAGGAAUUCAAGCGUUUUAUAGUCUACAUUUUCGACAAAAUAUUUGCAAGGAUGCCUCCGGUACAGGAGAAAUUCUUGGUGAUAGGAGAUCUUGAAGGUUGGGGAUAUGCAAACUGCGACAUCAGGGCAUACCUUGCAGCUCUAUCUCUAGUCCAGGAUUACUACCCUGAAAGACUAGGAAAGCUCUUCAUUGUUCAUGCACCAUACAUUUUCAUGGCGGCCUGGAAGAUUGUUUACCCUUUCAUCGACGUCAAAACAAGGAAGAAGAUAGUAUUCGUGGAGAAGAAGAAGCUGAAAUCAACGUUGCUUGAAGAUAUAGACGAGAGCCAGCUCCCGCAAGCAUAUGGUGGACAACUGCCCUUGAUUCCCAUUCAACACACCUAAACAUAGUCUCUACAUCAUGCACAAAAAAGUUUGUU